AGAUAGAUAGACAGAUAGAUAGAUUAAUUUAUUGGUCCAUUGACUGAUAGAAAAGCAAGAGAGAGAGAGAGGGAUGACAUAUUACUAACAUGAUACAUAUCUUUCAAUGGCUUGAAACACCAACAAAUACUGUUUUCUUGUUCCGCACCAAGGGAGGACAUGGAGAUGUCUUUGAUCUUCUUCUUCUCUCUGCUUGCAUGUGCUCAUUCUGUGGAGUCUGUGAUCGAGGUGACUGAAUAUGAAGGUAGAUCAGCAGUGAUCAGAUGCCCCUAUGAAAAAAGAUAUGAAGGAAACUCCAAGUACCUCUGCAAAUGGUUGUGUCCUCGCAUUGUAGGUAAAGACAUUCCAAUCAGGACUGAAGCAGGUCAGACCAAAGCAAUCAAUGGAAGGUUCUCUCUGCAUGAUGACACCACUGCUGGAGCCUUCACUGUGACCAUCACUGGGCUGACUGAAGGGGAUUCCGGGAAAUACUGGUGUGGAGUUAGCACAGGAUUUGGAUACACUGAUGUGUUUACUGAAGUGGAGUUAAAUGUUAUAAAAGCUCGCCCUCCCACCCCAAUCUCAACACUUGUGCCCUCAUCGUCAUCAUCAUCUUCAUUUUCAACUCCAACUUUCAACACCUCCCAGUCUGGAAUCAUCAAGAAGACACCCAUCAGCGCAGACCAAUCAACUGCUGCUGAGCCUCAGGAGGAGCCAGAGGACUCUGCCGUCAUGGUGAUUCUGUGUGUGCUGGUGCUGCUGGUAAUGGUGUGUGGGUUAGUUUCAGCCCUCUACUACAGACAGAGGAGGAGGAAGCAGACAGCAGUAUCCAGCCUUCACAACAGCAAUCAUGCAGAGGAGCCUAAUGAUUACGAAAUGUCUGAUGAGCUGGGCAGCAUUCCGGUGGCCAGGGGGUCGGUCAGCAGCGUCUACUGCCUUGCAGGUGCACCUCAACGACCCUCAGUGAUCUCACUGUACUCCACUGUUAAGCCAGUCACACAAGGCUCAGACCAGCCCAUCUACUGCAACUCCCAUUAAGACAAUGUCACCUACUCCAAUGACAUUUAAAGUGAAGAAACUACAUCCCCCACAAUGCACUAUUCAUAUAGUUCAACUCUUAGAAGACUGCUGACACAAAGUUUGUCAAAUAAAACACACCCACUCGUUCAUGUUUAAUUGCUCCGGAACUAUAGCCUGAACAGCCAGACCCACAUCAAGAUAUAGGGCCUGGGAAACUCACCGUAGUCAGUGAUCAAUCGGAGGGGUGGGAUAAACAGUUGUCUUUCAAGUUCUCUCUCCACGCAAUAGGAUAGCACAAAACAAAUCAUCUUCAUGUUUUCAAGUAGCAGGAUGCUUAAUGGUCGCAACUUCUGGUCGCAUGUCAGUCAUCAUUAUGUUAAGCCCGCUCAUGCGAUUGGUUCAUGGUUUCUGCCCGAGCUCAGCUCCCAAGUCAAACGUAGAGUUUCUAGACUACCCGUAGGGGCAUCUAGAUUUCUAGGCUACUGAAAAUAGCGAAAGGAAGAGCAGAAGUGGGGCUUUCCAAUGAGACUGUAUGAUCAAGUGUUUAAAUUGGAAAAAAGAAAUCAUGAAAUUAAAUUCAGUUGUAUCAUA
Molecule: messenger RNA, 1590 nt
Organism: Sardina pilchardus (European sardine)
Lineage: Eukaryota; Metazoa; Chordata; Actinopteri; Clupeiformes; Clupeidae
Product: CMRF35-like molecule 5
Exons: 6
Coding region: 160-1017 (285 amino acids)
Cellular component (GO): plasma membrane
Molecular function (GO): transmembrane signaling receptor activity
Source: RefSeq, a predicted model, not a curated record